AUGUCUUUGCACUGGAUCGAAUCCAUUGAUAUUCUGAUCAAUAAAUAUUUGGAGCCGACUCUACGGCCUGAACUUCAUCCAAUACCGGGCACGCAACCUCUAUCAUUCAUCGCCGCCAUUCUGCCACCGACAAUUUACUAUUUCGCACUACUCCUCUUAGCCCCAGCCCCUCCACCGUGUGUAGAUUCUCUUCCUGCAAAGAUAGCCCGGAAUACACUUGCGGUGGUCGCAUGUGUGCUUUUUAUCCGGCUUUCUCUUUGCUACCACGUUCCACAGAGCAUCGGGUUAACGUAUCAGCUUGGCUUGGUGUCGCUCUACGGGGCAUGCCGCGUUGUCGAUGCCUUUUUCAUCAGUCCCUAUCUCUUUGGACAUAUUCCAAGGCGAGUGCAGUAUCAGCAUAGGGCAAGGCCUGAAACACGGGAUGAUGGGCCUCACUCUGCAUUGAGGGAUUGGACGGAUGGAGGCGUCACAGAUCCUUUUACUUUUGAGCGCAAAUCACGCAUUAGUCAUGGAGCUGUUGUGCUUGAAGACACAAGUUCAUCGGCCACCCGUCAUGGAAGCAAUGAUGACAGCAAGCAUGACAUGGGUAGUGCAGCGCCGAUACCUCGUGGCAGGGCACUUUCCUUCGAGAUGUUACGACGGUCAAUCAGCGGCCCAGACCCUCAACCCGUGUACGAGAUUGCCACGACGGAGAGAGGAUGGCCAAGGACCAUCUCUGACCGAGCAGCUUGGGCUCUCGAACUCGAGCUCAGUAUGCGCGGGGUCGGCUUUACUUGGACUACCGCAGAUGUUCGACAUACGAGGAAAACAUGGCUUCCUGGUGUCGCGAAUCGGAUUCACAGUAUCCUUGUGCACGUUCUCCCAGUCCUGUUGGUCAGCUGGGUUACCAUCAAAUCGGUUUACACUCGCUUCCUCCUCAACCCCGAGGGGAAUUCUCUUGAUGCUAGCGCAGAUCUCUUCGACACACGGCUCCCUAUCCACGUUCAGCUAUAUCUGACGGCGGCACUCGGUGCAUUCCUCAUGUCUGCAUUUUCUCUAGGUCAUUCCUUAUUCGCGAUAAUGCUGAGUCCACUUGCACCGUCACCACUGGCAUUCUUUCCUCCGCUCUACACUACUCGAAUCUGGAAGAUCACAUCAGUGCGGCAAUUUUGGUCAUUUGGCUGGCAUCGCUUGUUCGCGCGACUCUUCCUCGUCUAUGGAGUCUGGCCGGGACAAUGGGUCGAGAGAAAAUUAACGGGCAAGAAGGAAAGCGAACCUGCAGAUAUCGGGAAAGUCCUUGGAGGCUUCCUGUCUAGUGCGUUUGUCCACAGUUACUCCGUCAGAGGAGUCCUGGGCGGCAAGUGGUCCGAUGCACUCGGGGAAGCUCAUUUCUUUGCUCUCAAUGGGCUAGCUGUUAUAGCCGAAGAAGUAGUGAUACGUUACGUUCGAAGCUGGAGGCGACGACAUGCGAAGCCAUAUUCCAUGUGGUAUGAUCCCUGGAUUGGAAGAAUCUGGUGGACUGGGAUCGUGCUGUGGACCGGCAGAAAUUUUGCUAGAGGUUGGGUAAAGGCGAGUUUGGUCCGGGAAAUGGCGUUUAUGUAG
Molecule: messenger RNA, 1581 nt
Organism: Exophiala bonariae
Lineage: Eukaryota; Fungi; Ascomycota; Eurotiomycetes; Chaetothyriales; Herpotrichiellaceae
Exons: 1
Coding region: 1-1581 (526 amino acids)
Biological process (GO): lipid metabolic process
Source: RefSeq, a predicted model, not a curated record